AUGGCGCCGAUGAUGUUAUCCCCUGACGACAGCUCAGGGUCCCCAAGCUCACCUGGGGCCUCUGCUGCUCAUACCCCACGAUCUACUACACAGACACCACGUCAGGCAGAGCCUAUCGCGAUUUGCGGAAUCGCUUGUCGUCUUCCGGGGGACUCGUCAACUCCCGCAGAGUUCUGGAAACUCCUUUCUCAAGGCCGAUCCGCUGCGUGCGCCGUGCCGAAUUCAAGGUUCAACGUUGAUGGCUUCUACCACCCUAAGGGCAUGGACCGACCCGGGAGCAUGGUGACAAAGGGGGGAUAUUUUCUUGGCGACGAUAUCCGAGAAUUCGAGAAUAGCUUCUUUGGUAUUAACAACCUCGAGGCGACGUAUAUGGAUCCUCAACAACGGAAGCUACUUGAGGUGGUUUUUGAAUGCCUCGAGAAUGCCGGUGUUCCCCUUGAAAGGGCCUCUGGAUCCAACACGGGCUGUUACGUGGGGAAUUUUACAUUUGACUACAUGGUGAUGCAGACAAAAGAAUCCGAAUACAUGAACCGGUACUCUGCAACUGGCUUAGGAACAACUAUCCUCUCAAACCGUAUUAGCCACGUUUUCAACCUGCUAGGUCCAAGCCUCGUUUUGGACACAGCCUGUUCCUCCUCCUUAUACUGCCUCCACGUUGCCUGCGCGGCACUAGAAAACUACGAGUGCGACUCUGCCAUCGUCGCCGGUGCCAACCUCAUCCAAUCCGCAGAACAACACAUCGCCACAAUGAAGGCCGGCGUCCUGUCGCCGACUUCCCAGUGCCACACAUUCGAUAUUUCCGCCGACGGCUACGGCAGGGGAGAAGGGAUAGGCGCCUUAUACGUUAAAAGGCUCAGCGACGCACUGAGGGACGGAGACCCCAUCCGCAGUGUAAUAAAGAGCUCCGCGAUCAAUGCCAACGGCAAGACGACAGGUAUCAGCCUUCCCAGUGCUGACGGCCAGGAAGCUGUGAUUCGCAAGGCGAUGGCUAAGGGCGGUGUGGAUCCCCAGGACAUCACAUACAUUGAGUGCCACGGAACGGGAACCAAGGUCGGUGAUGCCAUCGAGGUAGACGCCUUGGCUCGAGUUUUCGACCGUACAGCGCAACGUCCCCUCAUGAUCGGCUCCGUGAAGACCAACGUAGGACACUCCGAGGCGGCCAGCGGGAUUGCGGGAGUCGUGAAGGCCACACUUUCCCUUGAGAAAGGACUGAUCCCACCGACAGCCGGGCUCAAGAAUAUUAACCCAAAGUUAAAGGUCGAAGAGCGUAAUUUCUCGAUUCCUACGACUCUGACACCAUGGCCGGAAGAUUCCCAGGGGCCACGUCGUGUUGGUAUAAAUUCCUUCGGCUAUGGGGGUGCCAAUGCCCACGUUAUCUUGGAGGAGGCUCCCACUUCUAAGGCCACUUCGAUCCAUGACGAGGCACGACAGUUGUUGGUAUCCCAGUCAUCGGUGGUUCUUCCGUUGUCAGCAGCGACUGUGGCCUCUCUGGAAGCUCGUAUCGAGGACUUUUCAAAUUUCGACUUCGGUAAUAUAGACAUCUUAGACCUUGCGCACACCUUGGGAUCCCGGCGAAGCAAUCUUCCCGUGCGGGGGUUCCUUGUUGCGCCCCGCGCCCGGGAUAUAGCAGAGUCUUUCGCCUCCAGUACCCUCGUCACGAAUAACGGGCCUUUCGACGCUGGGGCGGCCGCUUUGCGGGCAUUUAUAUUCACGGGCCAAGGAUCGCAGUGGGCAGGAAUGUGUCGCGAGCUAUUCUCGGAGUUCUCCAUCUUCCGCCACGCCAUCUCGGAGAUGACGGCGGUGCUCAAGUCGAUCCCUCACGGACCAUCCUGGACGCUGCAAGACGUGAUCCUGGAUACGGCUGACCCCCAGGCUAUUAACGACCCUCGUAUCUCCCAGCCUUGCUGUACAGCUAUCCAAGUAGCUCUACUGCAACUACUCGCUUCUUGGGGAAUCUACCCUAAUGUCACUGCUGGUCAUUCGUCUGGUGAGAUCGCUGCGGCCUUUGCAGCCGGAUUUCUGUCUGCGGCAGAGUCCAUCGUCAUAGCCUAUUAUCGUGGCUACUGCGUCGCGAAGAACGGACAGGCUGGGGCGAUGAUGGCCGUCGGCCUCCCUGCAUCGGCAGCCGAGGCUGAAAUCAUGGCUUCAGGGUUGAGUGAGCAAGCACGGGUGGCUUGUGUAAAUUCAACCGAAGGCGUCACCAUGUCGGGCGAUGCGGAAGCCAUUGACAAGCUUUUGGAAUCGUUACAAAAUAAGAAGAUCUUUGCCCGCAAGCUGAAAACCGGCGGCCAGGCCUAUCACUCUCACCACAUGCUUGCGUUCGGCGACGAAUACGAGGCUCUGCUGGACCGAGUCUUGCCCACCCUCGAUCACUCCAUCCGCAUGCCUGCGGGCGAGGUAGUGAUGGUGUCUUCGGUGACUGGCGACAUCAAAGCUUCGGGCUUCACGGCGAGAUACUGGCGGCAAAACCUCGAGAGUCAGGUUCUUUUUGCCGAUGCGAUCAAGCGGAUCCACGAACUUGGCCAGUACUUCUUCAUCGAGCUAGGUCCGCACUCCUCACUUGAACUCCCUAUUAAGCAGACUCUCGCCAGCGUAGGGGUUCCCGGGUCGCAGGUGAAAUACGCAGCACCUAUCAAGAGAGGAAUAAAUGCAGUCCAGACGGCGUUAAAUGUCCCCGGUGCGCUGUGGCUUAACGGCUACCCUAUUGACUGGUCGAGGGUCAAUGGGCUUCAGGCAGGCUGGAAAUCCUCCAAGGGACCGUGGAGCGUGGUGACUGACUUGCCACGCUACCGGUUCGACUACGAUAAGACUCUAUGGAGCGAGUCUCGUCAGAGCCUGGAAUACAGGCAGCGCAAGCACCUGCGCCAUGAACUCCUAGGGUCCCUGGUGCCCGGAGGAAGUGGUAAUGACUACAUCUUCCGAAAUAUCAUCAAGCCGGACGAUGUGUGCUGGAUCGGCGACCACCGUCUCGAGGAGACCAUCGUGUUUGCUGGUGCUGGCUACUUGUGCAUGGCCAUGGAGGCUCUGAGGCAGGUCACGGACACCGACAUAUCAACUGAGCCCUCUUACCGCUUCUCUAACGUCCACAUCAUGAACGCGCUCGUCUUGAGCACAGAUCCAUCGGCCCAGGUCGAAAUUUUCACCUCGCUACAUCGAUCAGACAUUACUAACGUAAAAACCUCCUCGACCUGGUGGGAGUUUACCAUCUCUACGUACCAGGGAACCACUGCUGUUACCCAUACGAAAGGGUCCAUCUCCAUCACGCCAAGCAAGGCGCCAUUGGAAUCCAAGUACCAGGCCCCAGAGGGCGUGCUCGAAGCUACUGCCAAGCGCACAUGGUAUAAACAGUUCGUUAGAUCGGGCUUGAACUAUGGGCCUCGCUUCCAGCCCAUCUCCGAGUACCAGACGCCGCGUAUGAAAUCCUCCCCCUACGCUAGUGCUAAGACACCGCUGCAAACCACGAACGGUGAUCCCUUAUCCGUGUAUCCCAUUCAUCCCAUCACCCUCGACGCCAUGAUACAACUAUGCAUCGUGGCGACGGCCAACGGGGUGCCCAAGGACCUUCGUGCCCAGGUCCCUACCAAGUUCUCCUCUAUCACCGUGAAUUCGGUGGUUGCCGGCUCGGAAAAAGAUUGCCGGAUAAACGCAAUAGCGCACAAGACGGGCUUCGAAUCUGCCGAAGGCGCUGCGGAGGUUGUCACCCAGAACGGAGAAGUCGUGGCCCAGUUCGAGGGUCUCAGGCUAGCCGUCUAUGCUUCUGGUGCUCAGUCGUGGGAUGAGGAGAAGCGGCACCCGAUACUCCGGACACUAUGGAAGCCAGACGUGUACGGCCUGGGAUUGAUCUCGCGCGAUGCCCUCGAGCAAUACGCGCAGCGAUUCGCUGACGAGGCCAACUCGCCCGUCAAGGACGAUGGCCUGCUUAAGCUCGGCGCGGUAUUGGACCUGCUCGUCCACAAGAGCCCGAGGUGUCGAAUCCUCGAGCUAGGGAAUAGCGCGCAUGAGUUUACCCUGGCAGUAUUAGAUCUGUUUUCUUCCAAGGAUGAUUUCAGGAAGCUUGUCUCGUAUCACACUGCUGCCUUCCAGGAGAACGGCGCUUUGACCGGCGGUCCUGUCGACUUGAAGACAGGGCAGCGUGCCGAGGACCUCACGACCUUAGAGCCGGGUACUUUCGACCUUGUCAUGAUUCCCGGCCUCUCCUCGUGGACUAAGCAACAGACGGACGCCGUUAAAGAAAUUCUAGCAAAGAAUGCGGUAGUAGUCGGCCUUGCGCGGGAUACCUCAUUCGACACCAUCCCCGCAAACGGCUUCAACUGCGUAUCGUUUCCCGUAUCUCAGGGACAGGCGACGGUCUUCGUUGCCCAGCAGCCCGGUAGCCCUCCUGCUCCUCCUAAGAAUCAUCGAUAUGUGAUUGUGGAGCGCAAGAAGACGCGGCUCGGCUCCGCGUUGGCGGACAGGCUUCGACCAUUGCAAGGCUACUGGGUCUCGCGCGUGAACUUGCGAGACCUGGUGUCUGAACACAUCCCGAGUGGCAGCACCGUCUUCAAUCUCUGCGAGGUCGAGACGCCACUACUGGCCACGACCACGGACGACGAGAUGUCGGGAGUAAAAGUGAUGACGGACAAGGCCGGAACCCUAAUCUGGGUAACGGGCGGAAAUAUCCUCCACGGAGACAAGCCUGAGUUUGCGCUUGCCGCUGGCAUGUCAAGAGCUAUCACGUUAGAGCAGCCGGCGCUGAAGUUCUACACGUACGAUAUCGACCAAUCUGAGGAGAAUGUGCAGGUGACGGCCGAGCGUCUGGUACAGACCUUGUCUCAGCAAAGCAGGGUCCCGGACCGAGAGUUCGUUCAGCGGAAGGGUGUCGUUCACGUCAGUCGCUUCAUACCUGAUGACGGGCUCAACACCAAGUUUCGUGGGAAGCAAGGACUCGAAGUCCAAACCAUGUUGCUAGAAGAAGCUGAGGAUGUGCGCCUCGACAUUCAGCGUGCUGGCCAGUUCGAUACUCUCUUCUUCCGACAGACGGAACCAGCGCCUCUCAACCCUACCGAGGUGCGAUUGAAGGUGGCCUCAGUUGGGUUGAAUGCUAAGGACUUCUACGUCUUGGCCGGAAGGGUCGACACUCCGAAGGCGACUUGCCAGCUCGAGUGCGCUGGAACCAUUGUGCAGGUAGGAUCUGCCGUCACCGAAUUUGCGGCUGGAGAUCGCGUGGUUGUGAUGGCUCCGACGCACUUUCAGACAUACCAGACAGUACCGCAGUGGGCGUGCCAAAAGCUCCAAGACGACGAGAGCUUCGACGUCGCCGCCACCCUUCUACUUGUGUACGCGACCGCAAUCUAUGCCCUGCGUUACCGAGCGAACGUGCAGAAGGGCGAGUCUAUCCUAGUCCAUUCCGGAGCUGGUGGAUUGGGCAUCGCGAUUAUCCAGCUAGCCAAGUUGGCUGGUGCUAAGGUUUUCGCGACUGUAUCCACGGAGGAAAAGAAGAGUUAUCUUGUAGACAACCACGGCGUUGAUCCUUCCUGCAUUUUCAGCUCCCGAGACACAUCCUUCCUUGACGGUAUCAUGAAGGCGACGGGUGGUCGUGGCGUGGACGUUAUCGUCAACUCGCUCACCGGUGACCAACUACACGCAACCUGGCGGUGCGCAGCUCCGUUUGGCCGCUUUGUGGAGGUAGGCAAGCUGGAUCUCUCGACGGCCGGCAGACUCGACAUGGACCAGUUCUUGAAGAAUACGACCUUCACGAGCUUCGAUCUCAGCGCCCUCUACGCCGAAGGCCUCAAAGACGGUGGCGAAGCUAUGCGCACUAUCUGGGGCCAGCUGACCUCAGAGGUCAUGUCGCUUUACCGCCAGGGCAAGAUCAGCGCAUUCGAACCACUACGCGUUUUCGACGUGUCCGAAGCCGCGCAGGCAUUCCGCCACUUCUCCUCGCGCAGCCGUAUAGGCAAGAUCGCCAUCAAUCUAGAGAAGGCCGAGUCUACCAUUGCCGUGCAGCCUCUUAAGAACACAACGCGCUUGAGCGGCGACAAGUCCUACGUCAUGAUCGGCUGUCUGGGCGGCCUCGGACGGACGCUCUCGCGGUGGAUGCUACAGCGUGGCGCCCGCAAAUUCGCUUUCCUUGGGCGCACCGGAACGGACAAGCUGGCAGCGCGUAAUCUGAUCCAAGAUCUUGAAGCUCACGGGGCCGAGUGCGUCGUUGUCCGGGGCGAUGUAUGCAAUCCCAAGGACGUUGAGGCUGUGGUGGAAGCCGCUGAAGGAGAAAUUGGCGGUGUGAUCCAGGCUGCCAUGGGCCUUAAUGAGGCCAUCUUCUCAAUGAUGCCUAACAAGCAUUGGCACACGGGCAUCGACCCCAAGGUUCAAGGCACUUGGAACCUGUACAACGCGCUGCGUGCCUCUGGGCGCGACAAGAAUCUUGACUUCUUCAUCAUGACUUCUUCCGUCUCGGGUAGCGUAGGUACUGCGACCGAGUCUAACUACUGUGCGGCAAAUCACUUCCUUGACGCGUUCGCGCGACACCUACGGAGUCGACCGGAGUCUCCCGUCCCCGGCGCUUUCGCGCUGGGUUUGGGCAUGAUAUCCGAGGUGGGCUACCUGCACGACAACCCCGAGAUCGAGGCCCUUCUCCUGCGCAAGGGUAUCCAAGCUAUAGAUGCGGACGAGCUCGUACAGAUUGUCGACCUCACCUUAUCUUCCUGUUCACGACUCGCUCCCGUCACCGCGAGACGGUCGGCGCACCACGGCGAGAUGGGUAUACAUCACGCAUACGACGAAUUCGCCGCCUCACACGUGCUUACCGGGAUGGAGGCUUUCGGCCUCAAGGAGCUGCGCAAGAAGGGAUUCGACGGCACGAACUUGGCGUGGGACGACCCGCGGGCGGGGCUGCUCGCCAACGCGCUGGACGGGGACAAGGGGCUGGGGGUUCAGCAGCAGCACGAGGGCAACGACCGCGUGCCCGCCGAGGUGGUGAAGCUGAUGCAGGAGUCGCAGCCGCCCAAGUCGCUAGACGACGCGCUGCUCGACCACAUCCGGGGCCGCUUCGGCAACCUCAUCCUGAUGAAGUUCGAGGCGGUCGACACCCGCAAGCCGCUCGCGGACUACGGCAUGGACAGCAUGAUCGCCGCCGAGUUCAAGACGUGGUUCUACCAGAACAUGGCCGUCGACAUCCCGCUGCUGACGCUGCUCGACAAGACGAGCAAUCUCGAAACGCUGCGCGGCCUCGCGCUCGCGAAGCUGCAGAGCACCGACGACGAAUGA
This is a messenger RNA of Durotheca rogersii, 7245 nucleotides long. RefSeq names its product reducing type I polyketide synthase 10. The record is from RefSeq and is a predicted model, not a curated record. Gene Ontology annotation, biological process: secondary metabolite biosynthetic process; fatty acid biosynthetic process. NCBI's taxonomy places the organism in Eukaryota, Fungi, Ascomycota, Sordariomycetes, Xylariales, Xylariaceae. Gene Ontology annotation, molecular function: oxidoreductase activity; fatty acid synthase activity; zinc ion binding. Bases 1 to 7245 code for a protein of 2414 amino acids. The transcript has 8 exons.